Cuscuta campestris is the source of this 776-nucleotide messenger RNA. Lineage: Eukaryota; Viridiplantae; Streptophyta; Magnoliopsida; Solanales; Convolvulaceae. The record is from the annotation of a GenBank genome assembly.
AAUCCACACAGGUCUCAAACUGGAGAGCAAACAUAUUCACAACUUGUUUGUACACAAUGGCAAUGUUCCUGCUGGAUACAUUGAAUUCUUUGAGGACCACCCAGUAUAUAUAUGAAUGAUGGGCCACCAAUUCAAGCUGUUCUUGUGGAUAAUUGUUUCUAGCUAGUUAUUAUUUGAUAAAUGGUACUUCUGAUAUUCAGUAUGGUGGAUCUUUUAUGUUUUGUAUUCCAUCUUUUCAUUCAUACAGAGAGAGAACAGAUAGUACUAUGCACUGGAUCUAGACUUUUCUAGUUCAUUAUAGUUCUUCUUCUUGGGCUUCUUCUGGGAAACAAAGAAAGGGGUAGUUCCUGUCCAUGUCCCAUGUUCACACCAGGGAUGACAUCAAGGUUGACAUCGCCAGUGUUCACGCAGAAGACAUUGACGGUGUUACCCCUCAUUUUCAGGGCGGGACAUGUCGGGGAGCCGGAGGGGGAGACCGUCGAGUAGAGUGCCGGCGCCGGCGCCGAGGAUAACGGAAGACCAGGUCGCCGACCUCGUCUCCAAGUUGCAGCGCCUCCUCCCUCACAUCCGUAACGCCCGUUCCGACAGGGUAUCGGCGGCGAAGGUGUUGCAGGAGACAUGCAACUACAUAAGGAGCCUACACAGGGAAGUGGACGACUUGAGUGACCGGUUGGGGCAGCUCUUGGAGUCCAUUGAUGCUGACACUGCCCAAGCUGCCCUUAUUAGAAGCUUACUCAUCCAAUAAUUUCAUUUAUUAAUAAUUAGUACUAUUGUUA